AUGGUGGCAGUAAAUCAACAGCCUAAAGCAAGUGGCGGAUCAGCCCUGAAGAGACUCAAAAAAUCAUUGCAAGUUGCCGGUGUCGUUGGUCAGACAUCCAAAGCUAGUCGAUCCAAGAAGGAUCGCAAGAGAGGUGCUCCUACUGAAGCAGGAAAGAAUGACGCUGACAAGAAGCUCUCGCUCAUCCGUGGUGAAUUCAAUCCCUUUGAACAAAAGCACCAAAAAACAAAGUUUGAAAUCCUCGGCAGAAAGAUGAAGGGUACAUCUGGAAAGCCUACAUUGAGCAAGCAAAUUGGCGAAGAGAACCGUAAGAAAACUCUCUUGGUUGAAAUGAAGAACAAGCAUCGCCGUGGCGGUAUUAUCGAUAAGCGUUUUGGCGAGAACAACCCCAACAUGACACCUGAAGAGAAGAUGUUGGAGAGAUUCACUAGAGAAAAGCAAAGGUCCACUCGCACAACUGGUGGCUCUAUGUUCAACUUGGAAGACGAUGAUGAAGAUUUAUCACUGACCCAUUAUGGCCAAUCACUGUCUAACAUGGAUGAUUUUGAUGAUGCUGGUCUUGGACUCAGUGACGACGAGGAUGACAGAAAGCAAAUGGAUGGCAAGAUUGUGUCUCGUUUGCAUUUCGGUGGUUUCGAAGACGAUGUGCCUGAAGGAGAGAACGAGAGACACAAGUCAAAGAACGAAGUUAUGAAGGAGAUAAUUGCAAAGAGCAAGAUGCAUAAACUCGAGCGUCAGACUGCAAAGCAAGAGGAUGAUGACAUGCGUGAGGAAUUGGAUGAUGAGCUCAAUGAUAUUCGUGGUCUCUUGAACACCAAGCCUGCUCGUAAGCCAUUGCCUUCCCAAAAUGCUCUUUUCAAAAGAAAUGAAAACGAGAACCCUACCAGCAAAUUGGAUGAAACUUUGGACGAUUACUCUGAUUAUGAUAAAGCGAUCCGUGAGCUAGCCAACGACCAACGUGCUCAAGCUACUGAUCGUACAAAGACUGAAGAAGAGCUCGCUCUGGAAGAGAAGGAACAACUUGAAAAGGCUGAACGUGCAAGAAAAAGACGUAUGGAAGGUCUUGAUUCGGACAGCGAAGAUGAAGGCUCCAAGAAGAGAUCUCACAAGAAGAGAAAGGGUGUCCCUCAGGGUGAUGAACUUGAUGAUGAUUACCUUGCUGAAUUAGAAGAGGAUGUGAAUCAGCUUGGUCAGGGUCUGACAUUGGAGGACAUUCAGAACGGAUUAGUCGAUGAAGACGAGGAUGAUGAAGAAGAGGGCAGCGAGGACAAUGAAGAUCGAGAAGAGGAUGACGACGAAGAAGGCAGUGAUGACGAAGAAGAAGAAACAGACAAUGAAGACAUUGAGGAUAUCGAAGAGGACGAUGACCAGGUUCCAGUGUUUGGCGAAGACAAUGGCGAGGAUGACAUGAAUGAAUUUGGCAAGUCAGGUGUUGUUCAGCCCAAAAAAAAGAUAUCCGCAGCUAAAUCAGAGAAGCGAGAGAUCCCUUUCACCUUUGAAUGCCCCACCACACACGAUGAAUUCUUGGAGAUCCUUCAAGGCUUGAGCGUCGAGGAUUCCGUUAUUGUUACCAAGCGUAUCCGAGUCUUAUAUCACAUCAAGUUGGCACAAGAAAACAAGGCAAAGUUAGCGCAGUUUUUGGGUGUGCUUGUCGAUCACAUGGCCUAUGUUGCUUCUACAGAGUCACCUUUACCAACUCAAGUGCUUGAACAUCUUGGAAACCACGUAUUCGAACUCGCCAAGCAAUUACCAGAACCAGCAGCAGAAGUGUUCAAUGUUAAACUCAAGAAGAUGCAGUCUGAAAUGGCUAAAAAGAUGAAACACAGUGGAUCCGCAUGGCCCGAUGUUGAAGAUCUAACCUUAUUACGCUCUAUUGGUCAAAUAUUCUCCACAUCUGAUUUGAGCCACCCCAUCGCCACUCCAGCAUUGUUGUUUAUGUGUCAUGCUUUGGCCCAGUGUCGCAUUCAAUCUGAGGUCGAUAUUGGCCGCGGUCUAUUCCUCACUUUAUUGGCCUACGAGUAUCAAAAAGUUUCCAAGCGAUUCAUACCAGAAUGUCUUAGUUUCUUAAACAGAUGCUUUGUCAUUUUGGCACCCAAAUCCGCGUUCAAAGACAAGCAGCAAAUCCCAGGGUCUUUCCCCAUUCCCGAUGAAAAAACUGGAGGUCUUUCCAUCAAGAACCCUAGCGGACAAAACAUAGAGUCUAUAUCUUCUGUGCAAUUAGAAACGUUAGCAACAGAGGCUGAAGCCAGUGGAGAUGACAAUGUGAAACUCUCGUUGUUGCAAGGCUCUCUCCGUAUGUUUGAGCGCUAUCUUCAAUUGUAUGCUGCUACACCAGCAUUUUUGGAAGUCUUCCAAGAUACCUUAGAUUUGUUACAACUGCUGGAUCUUGAAGAAUACAGUUGGCACUCAGAUAUUAAGAAUUUGAUGAGCACUGUCAAGAGUCGUUUGGAACGACAAAUCAAGUUCUGUAUAGAGAAGCGUACCAAAACACCACUCAGAAUGCAACAGCAUCGACCCAUACCCAUUGCCCAGCAUUUGCCCAAGUUCGAGAAGGCCUACUCCAUGGAUAAACAUUACGAUCCUGAUCAUGAGCGUUCUCAAAUGCACAAGCUUGAGUCUCAAAUCAAGAAGGAAAAGAAGGGCGCUUUGCGCGAACUUCGUAAGGACAAUCAAUUCAUUGCUAGAGAGAAGGCCAAGGAGCGCAAACAUAAGGACGAUGAAUACAAUAAGAUGGUGAAGGGUGUGAUGAACAUCUUGGAGGGCGAACAGUCGGAAAUGAAACGUCUAGAACGAGAAAAGGGCAAGAAAUAA
This is a messenger RNA of Mucor velutinosus, 2811 nucleotides long. RefSeq names its product alpha-1,6- mannosyltransferase (gene ECM39). Gene Ontology annotation, cellular component: Noc4p-Nop14p complex; nucleolus; small-subunit processome. Lineage: Eukaryota; Fungi; Mucoromycota; Mucoromycetes; Mucorales; Mucoraceae. The transcript is spliced from 4 exons. The record is from RefSeq and is a predicted model, not a curated record. Bases 1 to 2811 code for a protein of 936 amino acids. Gene Ontology annotation, biological process: maturation of SSU-rRNA.